This is a messenger RNA of Ascochyta rabiei, 606 nucleotides long. RefSeq names its product Ferroxidase. NCBI's taxonomy places the organism in Eukaryota, Fungi, Ascomycota, Dothideomycetes, Pleosporales, Didymellaceae. The transcript has 2 exons. Gene Ontology annotation, cellular component: mitochondrion. Gene Ontology annotation, molecular function: ferrous iron binding; ferric iron binding; ferroxidase activity. The record is from RefSeq and is a predicted model, not a curated record. Bases 1 to 606 code for a protein of 201 amino acids. Gene Ontology annotation, biological process: iron incorporation into metallo-sulfur cluster; intracellular iron ion homeostasis.
AUGAAGUCUGUUGCCAGAUUGAGCACUGCAGCCCUCCGCAGAGCCGCCGCCGCGCCUCUGCGCGCGUCGAUGCCGGCGAACUGCAUCAUCACUCGAGCUGCAGCUGUGCACACUAGCAGAGCUUCAGUGCGCGCCUUUCACGGCAGCACCAGCGUGCGUGGCAUCAUGCCUGAUUCGGAGAACCCGCCCCCCAAGCAGUCUGAAGACCACGAGAACCCCACCGUGCCCACGGACAUUUCCACGAGCGAGUUCCACGAGCGUGCCGACGAGUACUUGAACGAGCUGGUCGAGCGACUGGAAGAGGCGCAGGAGAAGAACCCCGACAUUGAGGUCGAAUACUCGGCCGGUGUCCUCAGAGUCGACUUCAUCUCCAAGCAGCUCAGCUACGUGCUCAACAAGCAGCCGCCCAACAAGCAGAUCUGGCUCAGCUCGCCCAUUUCAGGCCCCAAGCGCUUCGACUGGGUCGUCCUGCAGGAAGGACAGAAUGCGAAGCAGGACGGCGGCAGCGGUGACUGGGUGUACCUCCGCGACGGCACGAGCUUGACUGACGUCAUUCGCAAGGAGCUGGCGGUUGACAACGAGGUGGACGACGAUGUCCCAAGAUAG